This is a messenger RNA of Triticum dicoccoides, 1512 nucleotides long. RefSeq lists its product as uncharacterized. Bases 1 to 1512 code for a protein of 503 amino acids. NCBI's taxonomy places the organism in Eukaryota, Viridiplantae, Streptophyta, Magnoliopsida, Poales, Poaceae. The transcript has a single exon. The record is from RefSeq and is a predicted model, not a curated record.
AUGAGCAUGGAAGCAUCGUCAUGGGUGGUACCUUGCUACUCGGGCUGGUCCAUGGAAGAAGCAGCUGCGUGGAGUAGUGAUCAUAGGAUUAGCUUCCAAACAUCCUUGCCUAGCGGUAGUGAUAGCGGAAUGCAGCUGCAGGUGGUUGAGUAUGCAGCCCCAGCCACACCCACACACGAUACUUGUACAGAUCAGGACCAGGUGCUCAAGGAAGUAGUGCAAGCGUUCAAUGCUGACUAUUUGGACAUUAUGGAAAAGAAGAUGCACAGGUUCCCUCCCAGCCUGGUGGAUGUCGACGGCCGGUACAAGGUCCCGGUGACUGUGGCCAUCGGCCCUUACCACCACGGUCAUCCCGGCAUGCUGGAGGCGGAGAGGGUGAAGCAUGUGGCUGCCAGCCAAUGCGUCACCGACUCGGGCCGCUCACUCCAGGAGCUGUACAGCGUGGUCUGCUCCGUGUCAGACGACGCCCGCAGCCUCUACUACCACAAUGAGGCGGCGGGUAAAUAUAUGGGCAACGACGAUUUUCUGCCAAUGAUGUUCUUUGAUGGUUGCUUCUUGGUGCAGUUCAUGCGUUGGUAUUAUGUCCACGACGACGAGUUCGAUCAGGCGCUGGUCAGCUAUUUCUACGCCAACUUCGAGCGCAUCUACACCGACAUAAUGAUGCUCGAGAACCAGAUCCCUUGGGUGGUGGUCGAAACCAUCUUCCGCUUCAUGCCGCCAGGGCCCUCGCCCUGGCCCUGGGAGAUGUUCGUCGCUGCGAUGAGAAGGGGUCUGAAAAACCAAAUGGUUGACCAGGCCCUGAAAAAGGAAAUGGUUGGCGACGUCCAUGACAUCGACGUAGAUCCUGACUAUGAACCGCCGCAUCUCCUCGGCCUCGUCCGGUUCUACAUCGUGGGAAACUACGACAAGGACAACAACGUCCAGCUCCCCUCUGGAGAGAAGCCCACGUCAUCAUCUAUCAGCGUCGCCGAGCUUGCCGACGUGGGCAUCACGCUCGUACCCAAGAAGGAAACAGAAGCAGUGCUAGUGGACAUGCGCCUCCAACCGAAAUGGGGCUGCUUCAGCGAUCUCUUCGUGCCGCCGCUAUGCCUGACCGAGGCAAAUGCGACCUGGCUCGUCAACAUGGCGGCCUUCGAGUUAUGCAGGACGCCAGAUUUCGAUAAUGUUGGUGCUGAAAAUUCAGCUGUCUGCUCCUACCUCCACCUCUUCGCCAUGCUGUUGGACCAGAAGGAACACGUGCAUGACCUGCGGAAAAAGAAGGUCAUCGAUGGAGGAGGACUCACCAGCAAGGCGACACUCGAAUACUUCACUUCCAUUGGCAAGAACAUGCGCAUCGGAAAGUGCUACCUCGACAUAAUAAUAGAGAUCCAGAAGUUCAAGCGGGAGAGGUCAUUUUUACUCAAGCCGUACCGCUUCUUUAUGAAGAACAGGACUAAAUUCAUGGCCGUGAUCUCGAUCAUUGGUGUAGUUAUCGGCAUCUUGUCGUCGCUCCAAGCUCUCAAGCAACGCUAA